This is a messenger RNA of Clupea harengus (Atlantic herring), 1062 nucleotides long. Its product is annotated as calmodulin-like protein 4. Lineage: Eukaryota; Metazoa; Chordata; Actinopteri; Clupeiformes; Clupeidae. Gene Ontology annotation, molecular function: calcium ion binding. The record is from RefSeq and is a predicted model, not a curated record. Gene Ontology annotation, cellular component: myosin II complex.
AUCAUAGUACGCAUAUGGCGUGUGUGCAGUUAUUACCAUGUUUAGUCUAAGGUGCCCAACCUACAGGAUAUGUUUCACAUUUAGCUAUAUGGUACAGUAGCCUAAUGAAGGCUUCAGCGGGGCGCCAGGGGUAGUAUUUCUGCAGAACAGUCUGCUUCGAGUUCGAGUAUUAUCUCGCACGGUAGGCUGCUGUUUAAUUAGCAAUGUGAGCUUUGCCAUCUGAACGCCGCCGCGGGUCCAGAGUCGUGUAGGCUACUGGCGGACACGUGAUACUUGGUGUCACGUUUGCUCGUACCCAAGGCGUCCUGCUAUCAGUUAGCCUCAAAUUUAGGGGAUGCACUCCCAAGCAUGACAGUUCAUAAGAGGGAGAGACUGGCAUCGAGUCGGAACACCAUGGCAAAGUUCCUGUCACAUGAUCAGAUAAACGAGUUCAAAGAGUGCUUCUCCCUGUACGACAAGAAGCGCAGAGGGAAGAUCGAGGCCAAGGAUCUGCUCACGGUCAUGCGCAGCCUGGGGACCAGCCCCACUUUCAGCGAGGCGGACCGACACCUGCAGAUCCAGAAGAUAGACAGGAGUGGGGAGCUGGACUUCUCCACGUUCCUGGUGAUCAUGCACCAGCAGCGGCAGCAGGAGGACCCCCGGGCGGAGAUCCUGGAGGCCAUGAGGAUGAUUGACAGGCAGGGACGGGGCUACAUCCCUGCUGCAGCGCUCAGAGCCAGACUCACCGGUCUGGGAGAGAAACUCACUGACCAGGAGGUGGACGAGCUGUUCCGGAGUGCUGGAGUGGCUUCAGACGGCUUCAUUCAUUAUGAGGAGUUUGUCAGGACCAUGGCCCUGCCCUCCGGCACACGCUGACUCCCCAGGCAGCACCAGACGGGGGGGGGAGAUGGGACACGCCUGCCCCUGUUUCACCAGGGCUAGGGUCAGGGGUCAGGGGAGCUUGGGGAGUGUUGGGGCUUAAUGCUAAAUGUAUUGCUCAUGUGUUCAGAUGCUAAAUGUAUUACUCAUGUGUUCAGUUGUAACCAAUACAAAAUGAAGUAGUGCUUUGGUGAAACAAGUAAA